This is a messenger RNA of Dryobates pubescens (Downy woodpecker), 1957 nucleotides long. It is a transcript of the gene TYW2, whose product is annotated as tRNA methyltransferase 12 homolog. Lineage: Eukaryota; Metazoa; Chordata; Aves; Piciformes; Picidae. The record is from RefSeq and is a predicted model, not a curated record. The transcript has 6 exons. Gene Ontology annotation, cellular component: cytoplasm. Bases 110 to 1549 code for a protein of 479 amino acids. Gene Ontology annotation, molecular function: tRNA methyltransferase activity. Gene Ontology annotation, biological process: tRNA methylation.
CAUGGCGGCGGCGCGGCGGGGAAAGCGCUCCGCUGGGAAACACUGAGCCUCACCGCUGCUGCCUGCGCGCUGCGCUCGGUGAUGUUCCUCCAUCCUGAGACUUGGCAGGAUGGAGGCCAGGGAUGUGCCCGUCUCCAUCCCUGCUCUGGCCACGGAGCCACAGUUUGCCCAGCGCCUCAGGGAGCAUUUGGAAAGGGAGCAGCUGCUGGAUAGGCACUACCGGCUACAGAAGGUGCAGGGGGGACACGUGGCCCUGCCUGUACUGGAGGAGAAGCUCUCCCAGCUGUGGCUGCCCCAAGAGAUGCCCUGUGACCUGGUCCAGAUCCAGGACCCUGUGCCUUCCAGGGGAGUUCGCCGGCAGACACCUGCCCAGAAGCUGCGGGAGGAGCUGCGGCAGUUGCUGGGUGAGAGCUGGUCAGAGGAGCUGGAGCGCGAUGUGCCCCGUGCCUGGCAGCGGCAUGGGGACCUGGUCCUGCUGAGCGAGGACAGCUUCAGGGCUGCACAGUGGGAGAACCUGGGUAAGAGGGUGCAGGGUCUGCCUGCCCAGAUUCUGCCCACAGAGCUGCCCUGGCGUUUCCCAAAGCUCCUGGAAUGGGUGUGCUGCAGGUCCAGUGCUAUGGGAGACAGUUGCCUCAGCUUUGGGUGCCCAGCGACUGGCCAGGCAAGGACGAGUAUCGCCGGAUGGGAUGCGGUCCCCCAGUGUCAGCCUGCUGCUGGGCCAGGAUGGCUGGGUGGAGCACGUGGACAAUGGGAUCAGGUAGGCAGGGGCCAUGGUGCAGGAUGUAGCCGGUGCAGGCAAGGGGCUGCCCUCACCGGGCCGGUGAUGUUUCCCAGGUAUACAUUCGACGUGACCAAGUGUAUGUUCUCAGCGGGCAACAUCAGAGAGAAGCUGAGGGUGGCCUCGCUGCCCUGCUCCGGGGAGGUCCUGGUAGAUCUCUAUGCAGGCAUCGGCUAUUUCACACUGCCGUUCCUGGUCCACGCAGAGGCUGCCUUUGCCCACGCCUGCGAGUGGAAUGGCCACGCCGUGGAGGCCCUGCGGAGGAACUUGGCUCUGAACGGUGUGCAGGACCGCUGCCAUGUCCACCACGGGGACAGCCGGCAGUUGGAGCUGCAGGAUGUAGCGGACCGGGUGAACCUAGGGCUGAUUCCCAGCUCUGAGGAAGGCUGGCCAGUGGCCUGCCGUGUCCUGAAGAAGAGCACGGGUGGGGUUCUCCACAUCCACCACAAUGUGGAGAGUCUCCCUGUGCCAGCUUCAUCACAGACCCCAGUCCUGCAGGCUGAGCAGGGGUCUCCAGAGGCAGCCAACUGUGAUGGAGAGGUGCAAGACCCAAAGGAGGACCGUGGGAAGGAGACACUGGGUGCCAGGAUCAGACCUGAGUGGCAGACAUGGGCUGAAGCCACAGCAGCACGGAUCCAGGAGUUGCUUGUAGAGCUGCAUGGGCAGCUGUGGUGCACUAGCAUUCUGCACAUCGAGCCAGUGAAGUCCUAUGCACCCCAUGUGCAUCACCUUGUGCUGGACCUUGAGUGCCGGCCAAUGUUGUCCACCUAGCUGGCCACACGUCUGAGCAUGGCUCCAGGUAUCAGAGCAUCAGUGGCCAGGAGAUGCUACUGUUGCCUGCUGCCAGCCUGGAUGCACUUUUCAUCCCUUUGUUCCCAGGUGGCAGCAGUGCCCAGCAGUUGGAGAUCCCUUCAGGAGCCAUACCCUGGUUGAGAAUAAAGAGAACUGUGUCUGAGAGCAUCCCGAGUCCUGUCCUCAGCACUGCCUGUCACUGCCCAGAUCCUGAGCACAUGGUGAUACUUUCAGCCCCAUGUUCACACAGGAGAGAGCCAUGAGGCUGAGUAAACCUCAGAUUAUUGCCGGGCUCCCUUUCAACCAGUCAGGGACAGGCUUUGUGCUUUUUUAUUGUACUGGAAACAUCUGUUCAUCUCUGUUUCUUUUCCAGUUAAAAUAAAAACA